Molecule: messenger RNA, 714 nt
Organism: Entrophospora sp. SA101
Lineage: Eukaryota; Fungi; Glomeromycota; Glomeromycetes; Entrophosporales; Entrophosporaceae
Source: the annotation of a GenBank genome assembly
AUGAAUAAAGAAUCAAGUCUAAACGAUCCAGAAAUUACUAAAACCCCGGAUGGAACUGACAAUACGUUAAGUGCUAGUACUCUCACUAAGGCUUUGCGCGAAAUAGAGUAUAAAGAAAUACCAGAGUAUAUUCUUCUCAAAGCGGCCGAGCGAGGAAAAAAUUUUCAUGACAUUAUUCAGGAGUUCGUGAAAAGUGGCAAUCAUCCUCCUUUUGUUGAUUUAGCAGCGAGCAAUAAGUUAAGUAAAUUAGAUAAGCGGAUUCAUGAAACAGUUAAUUUUUUGAAAAAGGAUAAAUCAUUAAAACUGGGGCGUUUUCUCGGCAGUGAAAAACUCCAUUACGUUUUUUACAAAGACGAAUUGUUGGCUACUUAUGUUGAUUUGGAGUUUCACGAUUAUAUUGUUGAGUUAAAAACUAGUAAUAUUAAGGCUAAUGAUAGUCCACUGGCUCUGCUGAUUUUUGAAAUUCAAUUACUUAUUCAAUAUUUGUGUACCGUACGUAAUGGCGACACUUAUUCACUACAAAUGAAAAAAGCGGUUAUUCAAGAAGUAUUAAGUCAUUUUUCUUCGCCUAAAAAACUAAUUUGUUAUCCGAUAAUUACAGUAAUUAUUAGAGCUCCACCUAUUCCGCAACUUAUUCAUAAAGCACUGUUAUUAUCUUGGGGUUUAACUGUUGAGGAGGCAGUAUCAGAAUUAUUUCUUAACUCUAAUUCUUGA